This is a messenger RNA of Bombyx mandarina (wild silkworm), 1590 nucleotides long. Its product is annotated as putative serine hydrolase. The record is from RefSeq and is a predicted model, not a curated record. NCBI's taxonomy places the organism in Eukaryota, Metazoa, Arthropoda, Insecta, Lepidoptera, Bombycidae. Gene Ontology annotation, cellular component: membrane.
UUGGUGUGAAAGUGUAACAGGUGGUUCGAGUUGACACUGCUGAAAGUGCAAAUAAGGAUGGGGAAAUAUUUAUUACGCCAAGCUAUUUUGUUCUCUAAGGUGGUUGAAUUAAAACCGACUUCAUCACUAUUCGGAAAUAUUAUUAGUAGAAAACUACACACUGAUGAGAUUCCUGUUAAAGAAAUCGAAAUACCAGUGCAAUGGGGCCGCCUGUCAGCAAAAUUAUGGGGUACAGACCAACGCAGACCGAUAUUAGCUUUACAUGGAUGGCAAGAUAAUGCAGGCACCUGGGAUCCAAUUGCGCCUAUGUUAUGUAAAAACCGCUCCAUAUUAGCCCUUGAUUUUCCGGGUCAUGGACAUUCAAGCUGGAUCCCUCCAGGUAUGCAGUACUAUUCUUGGGAACUACCACGACUCAUCAUGUACCUGAAAAACUAUUUUAAAUGGGAUAAGGUUUCAUUAUUGUGUCACUCUAUGGGCUCUAUAGCGGGUAUGCGUUACGCGAGCGUGUGCCCUGACGAUGUCGACAUUUAUAUUGCAAUAGACAGCCUUAUUUACGACGACUACGAUUUACAUUUAGUGGUUGACAAAUAUCCAAAAAUUUUGGAGAAGAGCCUGUUCGCACAAACACGCUUAGAAGAAGAACCACCGUCUUACACGUUAGAAGAAAUAACAAAGCUAUGGCACUUAGGAACAACAAAGUCAGUUGCGCUUGAAAGUGUACAGCAUUUGUUGAAGAGAGGGGCAAAAGAAUCAAAACGCUAUCCAAAUAAAUACUAUAUCUCGCGAGAUGCCAGAUUGAAGUACACGUUGUUUAAUCCUGAAAGCAAAAAAUUUGUAGAGGCUCUGAUUAAGAGACUGAAAGCUCCAACACUGUACAUCAAAGCGAUAGACUCGCCUUAUGCGUCAGAUGCUUUUUCUGUGGAAAUGCGGGAAAUAAUCGAAACAAACAAUGAUAAAUUCGAGUGUCACUUUAUCCCUGGCACGCAUCACGUACACCUCAACAGUCCAGAAACAGUGGCACCUUUAAUACAAUCUUUUCUAAAAAAAUAUAAUGUACCAAUUUAAAAAUCUCCAAAUGUGAAUUUGUAUGUAGACUUAACAUAUUUAUUUGACGCCGAGUACAUUAUUCUUUUAGUAAUAAAAUGCGGGUAUGCAGGUUAGUCAAUUUCAAUAGAUUAAAUUAGGAAAAUCUACAUGUUAUAUUUUUGUUAAAUGUUAAUUAAUUUAUUAUUUAUAAAUUUUAUUACAAGUAACUACUUCGUAUGAUAAACUACAAGAGAACGAUUUUUGUUUUUACCUCGUAUGGUUGAUAUAUUUAUUAAUUAUUUGACGUUACUCAUAGCAUACUAAGAAACAUGCUUUGAUAUACAAUUCCAAAAUUCAUUGAAGAGUAAUUCGUUAUAUUUGCAUAUGGUCCUGGACAAUAUAUGGUUUAAAUAAGUCUUUUAAAAAUAAGUUUUCAUGUGCGGUCAUGAUCAGCUAAGAUAGCCGCCUAUCACGAGACACCGUCAACUAAUUUAUGAUUGUUGUAGCAUGUUGGUUUUAGGGUUUUAAGUACCUGGAUGUGAAAAUAAAAUAUUAUUCUUUUCA